AGGAACCGUUUGUACAGCCAAACUUUGGGUCACUGCCGGGGCCCCCGCAGGUCCUCUAUUUCCAUUGAUGCGCUCUUGUCUUCUUCGGGUUUUCCGCUUCAUCACCGCAGCGUUUUCCGACGUAUAGCUAGCUAUCCGGGGCUGAUAGUUUGUGGUGCACAAGCGCCCCAUCCCCAUGGCGCAGUUCCUUUUUGAAAGUGACUUGCACGGCCUUUUGAAACUCGAUGCUCCCAUACCCAAUGCACCCCCUGCCCGAUGGCAGCGUAAAGCUAAGGAGGCAGUUGGUGUAAGUUCUGGACCUCCCUCAGAUGCCACAGCUCCCUCACCCAUGAAGCCAGCUAACAGGCCCCGGAGUACCAGCAAGACUCCCUCCAAAACGCCAGGCAAGUCUGCCUCCAAAGCACAAAAUACUCCAAACAAAACUGGAGGGGAUAGAUACAUCCCCAAUCGCAGUGCUAUGCAAAUGGAUGUGGCCAAUUUUCUUUUGACCAAAGAGGACUCAUCUGAUGACACACCUACCAAAAAGGAGCAUCAGAAAGCCUGGGCAAUGAAUCUUAAUGGCUAUGAUGUAGAAGAGGCAAAAAUCCUGCGGCUGAGUGGCAAGCGUCUGAAUGCCCCAGAAGGAUACCAGAACAACCUCAAAGUACUUUAUAGCCAGAAGAGCACACCAGGUUCCACUCGAAAGAAUGGUAGAUACAUUGCCUCUAUGUCAGACCGCAUACUGGAUGCUCCUGAUAUCCGCAAUGACUACUAUCUGAAUCUCAUUGACUGGAGCUCCCUCAACUUCCUGGCUGUUGUUCUGGAUAAAACUGUGUAUCUCUGGAACUAUGACUCCCGAGAAAUAAUACAGCUCAUGCAGAUGGAACACCCAGAUGACUAUAUAUCCUCUGUGUCAUGGAUCAAAGAGGGAAACUAUCUGGCAGUUGGCACGAGUAAUGCUGAAGUCCAGUUAUGGGACAUUCAGCAGAAGAAACGUCUACGAAAUAUGGUCAGUCAGUCAUCCCGUGUGAGUUCUCUGAGCUGGAACAACUACAUCCUGUCCAGUGGAUCUCGGACUGGUCACAUCCAUCACCAUGAUGUUCGUGUGGCAGAGCACCAUGUGGCAACCCUCACUGGCCAUACGCAAGAAGUGUGUGGACUCAAGUGGGCACCUGAUGGCCGUUAUCUGGCUAGUGGAGGGAAUGACAACCUGGUAAAUAUCUGGCCAGCCACUCAAGGAGAUAGUGUAUCCCUGCGUCCUGUGCAGACCUUCACACAACAUCAGGGAGCAGUUAAGGCUGUGGCUUGGAGUCCAUGGCAGUCUAAUGUGCUGGCAACAGGAGGCGGAACAAGUGACCGACACAUCAGGAUCUGGAAUGUGUGCUCUGGUACCUGCCUAAAUGCUGUGGAUGCACAGUCCCAGGUGUGUGCAGUACUUUGGUCUACAAAUUACAAAGAACUUGUAUCCGGUCAUGGCUUUGCUCAGAACCAGCUUGUUGUGUGGAAAUACCCAUCCAUGUCUAAGGUCACUGAGCUGAAAGGUCACACUGCUAGAGUACUGAGUUUAACAAUGAGCCCAGAUGGAUCCACAGUGGCAUCAGCAGCAGCAGAUGAAACUUUGAGACUUUGGCGAUGCUUUGAGCUGGACCCAGCGCGGAAGAAAGAGAAAGAGAGCAGCACAAAGAGCAGCAUUAUCCACCAAGGCAUCCGUUAAGCUCAUUCAGCUCCUUCCCAAAGUUUUGCUUUAUGUACAGAAUUUUAAAUAAUUAAUAAAUAUUUCACAUUCCGUGUA
Messenger RNA from Pogona vitticeps (central bearded dragon), 1771 nucleotides. RefSeq names its product cell division cycle 20 (gene CDC20). Gene Ontology annotation, molecular function: protein binding; ubiquitin ligase activator activity; anaphase-promoting complex binding. Lineage: Eukaryota; Metazoa; Chordata; Lepidosauria; Squamata; Agamidae. The record is from RefSeq and is a predicted model, not a curated record. Gene Ontology annotation, biological process: anaphase-promoting complex-dependent catabolic process; positive regulation of anaphase-promoting complex-dependent catabolic process; positive regulation of ubiquitin protein ligase activity. Gene Ontology annotation, cellular component: anaphase-promoting complex.